Messenger RNA from Danio rerio (zebrafish), 555 nucleotides. The record is from RefSeq and is a predicted model, not a curated record. Lineage: Eukaryota; Metazoa; Chordata; Actinopteri; Cypriniformes; Danionidae.
AUGUUGCUGUGCACAUUACGAGGUGAAUCAGGCUUAUACCAGCUUCUGGUUAUGGUUUUCCUGGCUGCUGUAAGGAGUAUUUUUACCAGACACCCCUUUUCUGGCCGUGAGGUUCCCAUCUCGAAUGGUUCUGGCUUUAUAAUAAGUAGUGAUGGCCUGAUAGUGACAAAUGCCCAUGUGGUCGCCAACAAGCGUGGUGUUCUUGUCAAACUGACCAAUGGUGAGACUUACAACGCCACAGUUCAGGAUGUGGACCAGGCUGCAGACAUCGCCACCAUCAAAAUCAAUGUUAAGAAUCCUUUACCAACGUUGCGUCUUGGCAAGUCAUCUGAUGUGCGUCAAGGUGAAUUUGUGGUUGCCAUGGGGAGCCCCUUUUCUCUUAAAAACACCAUCACAUCUGGAAUCGUCAGCUCUGCUCAAAGAGGCAGUAAAGAACUGGGUCUCUCCAACUCCAACAUGGACUACAUCCAGACGGACGCUACCAUAGAUGAUGGUGAGGUCAUCGGCAUUAAUACCAUGAAAGUGACAGCAGGGAUUUCCUUUGCUAUUCCCUCU